AUGGUUGCAUUGCUGGGCCGUGAUAUCUCACUAGGUCUGCCGGGUGUGGCUAUGAAAGAGGAAGAGAGAGAAUCAGUACCUAUCAAGACUUGUAAAAUUGCUUUCGAGGCAUUCAAAGGGAUCAAUGGAAAGAUGUGCGGUAGACCUAUUGUUAAAGGAAAGAAAUGUCAUGGCGGAAAAUUGAAGGAAAGACAAACAAAGAGAAACACAGGUCAACAUGCUCACUAUAUGAAAUACUCAUGCAUUCCCUUUGAAGCAAGGUGUGCAACGGAGAUUUCAUUCAACUCUGCAAACAGCAAUUCAAUCAAUUACUGGAUCAUUGAGAAGAUAACGCGCCUCGUCCAGAGUCUCAGGGCUAAGAGCCUAUUGCUUCCCUAUCCCGGGGACCCCACCACUCCCCAUGUUAGCCCCACAGCACAGAGUCCGGCGUACAGCAAUUUGGAUGCUGUUGACAUCGCACACGGCAAGGCAAGGACGAGGACGAGUUCUUUCUCCUUCACCUCGCUGUUGAUUUCCUCCUCCUAUCCUGUUCCUGCGUAUCCCGUCGCUAGGUGUGCUUUUGCAGUUGCGCAGAAAACUAUGUCUCCCCCAGCUCCUGCAAUUGCUCCCAGCGCAGGUUCCGCCGCAAAGGAUGUCCAGAGAGAAUCGGCGAUGGCUCGUCUGCUUGGUUCCGGUUCUUCUGGCAUUGCGGAACUCCUCAUUUUCCAUCCCAUCGCUAGCGUUUCCCAAUUGAACAAAGUCGUCUUCAAGGACUUCGCCGAUGCCUCCAUCGCUAAGAAGUUUACCUCUCUUUUCCCCGGUCUCGGAUAUGCCGCAGGAUACAAGGUAUUGCAACGGAUAUAUAAAUACGGCGGACAACCAUUCGUCCGGGAUUAUUUGGCCAAGAACCAUGGCUCUUCGUUCGACAAUGCAUUUGGCAAGGGUACUGGGAAGGCAAUCAUGCACGCCACAGCUGGAAGGAAUUUCGAGAACCCAGAGUCUGGCUUCCGGAUUGUCAGCAGCAUGAUCAGGAAUGAAGGUCCGACUAGUUUCUUCAAGGGAUUGACGCCUAAGUUGCUGAUGACGGGGCCGAAGCUGGUGUUUAGCUUCUGGCUUGCGCAGACGUUGAUUCCGGCAUUUGGGAAGGUUGUGUAA
Histoplasma mississippiense is the source of this 1134-nucleotide messenger RNA. RefSeq lists its product as hypothetical. Gene Ontology annotation, cellular component: mitochondrion. Gene Ontology annotation, molecular function: guanine nucleotide transmembrane transporter activity. The record is from RefSeq and is a predicted model, not a curated record. NCBI's taxonomy places the organism in Eukaryota, Fungi, Ascomycota, Eurotiomycetes, Onygenales, Ajellomycetaceae. The coding region runs from base 1 to 1134 and encodes 377 amino acids. The transcript has 7 exons.